GAGGAUAGUUGUUCUCGGUGACAGAUAAUCACCUGUCAGACCGCGCGUUGGCAGCCUUCGUUGACCCCCGACUACUGGGAGGUGCCCGACUCGAAUCACCCGAGAGCUCACCAGACCAAAUAAUCCCAUCAUUCACUCGUUCGGCUGCUUACCUCCCUGAAAAUCCCCCAGCCAUGGCGCCACAGGUUGCCAGUUGGGAGGAAUUGCUUUGGGUGUCUGAAGAAGUCGACGAGGACACGGGGGACUUCCAAUAUACCAUGUUCGCAACGGUGGAAGACGACAUGAUAUACUACGGCCAGUUGAACAGGCCAAAGGCGGACAUCUCAUUUCAGCAUGCUACCGACUCCCUCGCUCGAAUUCCUGAUGAGGAAAUCUUUCCCCGGUGGCCCCAAGGCCUCCCUCUCACUAAGGCCCCUGAGGAGCUCCCACCAGGUGUUUUCGUCAAGCGGCCUAGGCUAGCGCUGUAUGAUAUCUUCUUAAAGCAUAAAGUCGUGCAUCUCCUCCCUAAGGGGUUGAUGGAAGAGGCAGAAGCAAUGGAAGUGCUGGGGAGCCAACCUCACCCAAACAUCGUUGGAUACUAUGGCUGCCAUGUGCGACGGGGCUAUAUCACUGGGCUCGUGCUCGACCGACACCCCCAUGACUUGAACAACUACCUAAAGAGCGGCCACACCAUCCAGGAUAAAGAGCUCUUCAUAGAAUCACUAGAGUCAGCAAUUCAUCAUUUACACUCGCUUGGCUGGGCCCAUAACGACCUCAACCCCAAAAACGUCCUCGUGGCAGAGGAUAGGAGACCGAUUCUGAUUGACUUUGGCUCGGCUCGUAGGAUUGGGGAGAAGUUGUCGACUAGCCGUGGUACGAAAGGUUGGAUCGACUGCGAGAUGAAGGAUUAUACGACGUCAGAGACGCGACACGACACUUCAGCUCUCACCAAGCUUCGUAAGUGGCUAGAUAACCCAACAUUCAGGGAUUGAAUAGCUGUGCUGUGCAUUUCGAAGUUGGCAACCAGCAGUUUUGCAUGGCUGGAUAGUGAGGGUCGAAUUCCGUGGCAAAAAAAACGCUGUGUCUAUAUGACGAUGCAGUGAGAAUUGAGGACCAAAGCGGAGAUUCACCUAUCUGUGCCGCAUAGUAUGUAGUAACGGCAUUAUUCGAUAGCUUCAUGUACUGGAGCAUGGGACCUUGG
This is a messenger RNA of Durotheca rogersii, 1180 nucleotides long. RefSeq names its product kinase-like domain-containing protein. Gene Ontology annotation, biological process: mitotic DNA damage checkpoint signaling; protein phosphorylation. The transcript has a single exon. Gene Ontology annotation, cellular component: nucleus. Gene Ontology annotation, molecular function: protein serine/threonine kinase activity; ATP binding. NCBI's taxonomy places the organism in Eukaryota, Fungi, Ascomycota, Sordariomycetes, Xylariales, Xylariaceae. The record is from RefSeq and is a predicted model, not a curated record. The coding region runs from base 174 to 971 and encodes 265 amino acids.